AGUCACCGACAGGAGAAAUAAAAGAGAAAAGUGCAAACAACAAACUGCUAGUGUAAACACACGAGUAGAAAACGUGUUAAUUAUUGGUCAACAUGAUGUUACGAACUCUUUCUCCUCCUCAGCUUUCCAAGAGGUCUCUCUGUCUCUGGUUAACUCCUUCACUUGAAGAACUGAAUCAGCUUCAGUACUCAGGAAGUUGAUCAGAGUCGUCGGUAGUGAUCAGAAGCCACAACUUGAGUUUUCCAUAGAAGAUAUGGGUGGGGGAAUUCGCACAAGCGUGAAGGGGUACCUCCUUUCGCAGCGGAUCACUAUGGCUUCGGAUACAGUGCAUGAAAAUGAGAGCACCAAUAGAAAUUUCACUGCGCCCCAAGCUGCUGAUUCAGAACAAGAGACGAGCACGGACUCGGAUUCAUCUCACUCAUAUUGGCUCAGUAGGUUUAGUGGUAGCAUUCCUUGCUUGCCAAUAUUGAGCUUUGCUUCAAAGUGGAAUUGCAGAGCAGGGUUUCAAAGGGAACUAGAAUCAGAGCUGAGAGUCUGCCUCACAGAGUGCCUUCAACUCUUCGGACAGAGGUUAAGAUCUUGCUAAAGAGCUUCUUUUUUAAUGAACUGAAAACCGCCACCAGGAACUUUCGGCCUGAGAAUGUGGUGGGUGACGGUGGUUUUGGUACUGUCUUUAAGGGGUGGAUUGAUCAGAAUUCAUUAGUAGCUGCCAACCCUGGUACAGGAAUGGCUGUUGCUAUAAAGAGGCUUAACCAAGAAGGUUUACAGGGUCGGGAGGAAGGGUUUACAGAAAUUUACUACCUUGGACAGCUGCGUCACCCAAAUCUUGUGAAGUUGAUAGGCUAUUGUUCAGAGGAUAACGAACUGCUACUGGUGUAUGAAUUUAUGCCCCGUGGCAGUUUGGAGAAUCAUAUAUAUAGAAGGAGUUCUCACUUUCAACCACUUUCGUGGACUGUUCGUAUGAAGAUUGCCCUUGGUGCUGCGAAGGCUCUAGCAUUUCUUCACAAUGAAGCAAAAGUUAUACAUCGUGACUUUAAAACAGCUAAUAUCCUGUUGGAUUCAACCUACAAUGUCAAGCUCUCUGAUUUUGGUUUGGCCGUGGAUGGGCGAUCAAUUGACAGACGAGGUGCCAAAACAAGGGGCAUCGGCACAUAUGGAUAUGCAGCUCCCGAGUAUAUAGAAACAAGGGUCCUGGGCACAUAUGGAUAUGCAGCUCCUGAGUAUGUAGCUACAGGUCGUCUAAACACCAAAUGUGAUGUGUAUGGUUUUGGAGUUGUUAUGCUCGAAUUGGUGUCUGGAAAACGAGUUGUUGACACGAACCGGCCACCCGGGGAACAGAACUUAGUUGAAUGGGCCAAACCUUACCUUGUCAGCAAACACAGAAUCCUCCAAAUUUUUGAUUCUCGUAUUAAAGGCCAGUUCUCUGUGGCCAGAGCUCUUAAAGCAGUUGACCUUGCAUUUCUUUGCCUAUCAACAGAUCCCAAGCUUAGGCCAAACAUGAAUAAUGUGGUAAAAACAUUGGAGAAGCUUCAGGCAUCCAGUGACAUGGACGGCUUGGGGAUCUCUCAAAAUCAACGUCGCCAAAAUCCAAUGUCAGUUCAAUCAAUGGUCCCAAAUAGUGCAGGAGAAGUAUCAAUGGAACCAGCAAUUCAACACCCUUGAUCGAGUUUUUCAUUGAUUCAAAGGAAGUAGUUGGGAUUCAGGCCAGGGAAGAAAACAAAAGGAAGGAGAACAUGAAUGGCACAUAUAAUUAUAUAUUGAAAUUCAUAUGUUGUAAUGAGUAUGUACAGCGACAGUUUAUUGUAGAGAUUUUAGUUUCGUGAACGUCUGCAUGGUUACUUGUC
Messenger RNA from Rosa rugosa (rugosa rose), 1844 nucleotides. Its product is annotated as receptor-like cytoplasmic kinase 176. The coding region runs from base 727 to 1662 and encodes 311 amino acids. The transcript is spliced from 9 exons. The record is from RefSeq and is a predicted model, not a curated record. Gene Ontology annotation, molecular function: ATP binding; protein kinase activity. Lineage: Eukaryota; Viridiplantae; Streptophyta; Magnoliopsida; Rosales; Rosaceae. Gene Ontology annotation, biological process: protein phosphorylation.